UACACGGCCGUUGGGGGUUGGCGGGGUCUGGGACCACGGCAGGGGGUGCUACAGCAGUGCCUGGCAGUGUGGGCCAGGUCCUUACCUCUAAAGCAGAGAAGCCACUUCUCCUGGGCCCACGAGACAGCUGUCCCAUGCUCUGCUGAGCUUGGUGCCAUGCCUCUGCAACUCCUGCUGCUGACCCUGCUGGGCCCUGGCAGCAGCCUCCAGCUGUGGAGGGCCCCGGAGGAUGGAGCCAAAGAGACCCCAGGUCUCCUGCUUGCCCGGAGCUGGGUCAAGGUGAACAGGGACUUUUACUCUGAUAUGAAUGAAGACUAUUUCAUAGAAGGCACAGACCUUCCAGAAAUAUUUCAAAGUAGCCCUGCGUCUGUGACCCUGAGCCACAAGCUUCUGGCUGUGCUGGGAACCUUGGGGCAGAGGGAUUCUGCAGGGCCUGGAACUCCUGAGCUAGCCACUCUGGCCACAGGGAACUCCACUGGCAUAGAUGCAGGGGGGACAGCUAUAGAAAAUUUGAGCACACAGCUGGCCACACGGGGAAUUCCUUCCACACGAGGCCCUCUAACCAAAGAGCAGGUUAUUGUAGCAUCUCUUGUGAUGGAUACUCCAUCAACAGACAGGGCUCCAUCCACAGAACUGGCCACCAUGGAGGCCCUGUCCAUAGGAUCAACAGACAGACAGGCCCUGUCUGUGGAACCAGCAACCACAGAGGUUACCACACAACCCACAGCCUCAGAGGCCCUGCCCAUGGGAUCCACUGUCAUAGGGACCCUGUCCAUGGGAUCAGCAGCCACAGAGGCACUGACCACACAAUCCACAGCCUCAGAGGCCCUGCCCAUUGAAUCCACUGUCGUGGGUACCCUGUCCAUGGGACCAGCAGCCACAGAGGCACUGACCACACAACCUGCAGCCACAGAGGCCCUGCCCAUGGAAUCCACUGUCGUGGGGGCCCUGUCCCCAGAACCCGCAGCUACGGAGGCCCUGUCCAAAGAACCAGCUGCCACAACAGCCCCUUCCAUGGAGCACACUGCCACAGAGGCACUGUCCACACAACCUGCAGCCACAGAGGCCCUGCCCAUGGAAUCCACUGUCAUGGGGGCCCUGUCCAAAGAACCAGCUGCCACAACAGCCCCUUCCACGGAGCGCACUGCCACAGAGGCACUGUCCACAGGACCUCCUACUACAAGGGGCCUAGGCACACCCCUUCUCAUGCCUUCUGAUACUCACCACACCACCACUGUGAGAGCUGGAAGUUCAUCUAAUGUCUUCAUCAACCAGCGGAAAAAUCACCAGGACCUUUUCCCCUGGAGCUCUGCGGUCCCUAGCCCCACGGAGGACCUGGACCGCAUCCCUGUGAAGCAGUGCCUGCUGGCCAUCCUCAUCCUGGCCCUCGUGGCCACCAUCUUCCUUGUGUGCACCGUGGUGCUGGCUGUCCGCCUGUCCCGCAAGAACCACUCGUACCCUGUGCGCAGUUACUCCCCCACCGAGAUGGUCUGUAUCUCGUCCCUGCUGCCUGAGGGGGGCGAGGGGCCUGGUGCCAUGGCCAAUGGGGAACUGCCCAAAGCCAGGAGCCAGGGCCUAAAGGCAGGGCCUGGGCAGGGCCACGAGGGGGACGACCUCACCUUGCAGAGCUUCCUCCCUUAGCUCCCACUGCCCGUCUGCCUACAGGACCCUGGUCUCCACACUCCCGUGGGCCCGCCGGGCCACCACUGAGCACCCGGGCUCUGUUCCACAUGUAUGGGCUUCCUUGCAGCCCCCUAGGGAUGGGAUCUUCAGUGCAGGACCCCUGGCCACCCCACCCAGGACCGAGGGCAGUAAGGUCCUGUGGCCAAAGUGGGACUGGCAAGCCGAGCGGCCUGUCUUCCUCCUGCCUCUAGUGGAGGCCAGAGAGAUCCCUGCCGCUGCCGCGUCCCCCAUCCAUCGGCGUUUCCUCGUGCCACCCCUGCGCUCCUCCCUUUCCUGGCUGCCAGAGCCCCACCCAACGCACCCAGGGGCCACUCAGAGCCUCUGCCCCCACAGUCCUUUUCUUCCAGUCGCUGUGGUUACCGCCCAGGAAGGGAGGCCUGAGCCAUCUCCUGCCACUACCGCCUCUCCAGUAUGGGGCAGCUUGGGUCUCGGCAUCUCCCUGGGGAACCCAGGGUGCAGUCUCCGCCCAAGGGCAGGGGCCAGUGUGGAGUGCCAGGACUGUGUUUGGGACCAUGUGGCCCAGCGAGCGUCCUUCCGGUGGCAGAGUAACCCAGUCCUGCAACCCAGCCUUCCUCUGUGCCCACAUUCAGGGCAGUACGUGCAAGCAAUAAAUCCCUGAGGAACAGUGACGGCUGAAUGUCUCAGGGUAUCCAGGCGCCUCCUUCAGGCCGGAGUGGGUCGUUUGGUGCUCGCCUCCUCAGGGAGCCCCUCGCACGGGCCAUGAGGCUGGCCUCAGGGUGGUCUCUCGGACUGUGGACUCAUGUGACUACGUCCUUGGGUGGCCAGGGGAGGUUUCAGAGGGGGUAUGGGGCUGGCCCUGAAGACAGCCUUAUUCAACGCCCCCCAUGAGCCAGUUCUGGCCUACAGAAUAGUUCCCCCCAAAUCUCAGACCAAUACUCCCUCUAAACAUUAGUGCCAUCCUCCCCAGAAGCCCACCCUGACCUUUCCAUUCCACAUGGGGCCCGUCUCCUGUUUAACACCCAGUGCCCACUCCUCCCACGGGGCUAGAACGGCUGCAGCCUACUAGACUUGAAAGAACUCACAGGAGAACUGACUAGCUGUCCUUUAAAGUUUGGGACCAGCCAGCCUACUCUUAAAUGACAAGACCAUAAGUAUUUGAGGCCAUGUGAUCUUUGUUGUAACUGUCGUCAUAGCCAAAUGCAGCAAUUGACAACAUGUCAUAAAUGAAUGGGUUUGGCUGAGUUCUAAUAAAACUUUAUUUACAAACA
Manis javanica (Malayan pangolin) is the source of this 2912-nucleotide messenger RNA. NCBI's taxonomy places the organism in Eukaryota, Metazoa, Chordata, Mammalia, Pholidota, Manidae. The record is from RefSeq and is a predicted model, not a curated record.